AUGGAGAAUCGGAAAGAGUUUCUCGAAAGAAGGGAUGAGCUGCCUAAGGACCGGCGGCUACGUGAGAAUCUAGCUGAUCUUUUUUUGAGUGGCGAAAUCAGUGGGAAGCGGGCCCGCAGCCUGUACGAAGAUGCAGGGGAUGCGAACGCUGUCCAUGUUUCCGAUGUGGCUUCGGGAUCUACAGAUCAUAAUGCACAUCGCGAUGUGUUGAGACGCUUGCUUGCCAACACAAAAUGGCCGGAGCUUUUCGAGUGUGAUGUGCCGAUAUACGACCCGAAAACGAACAAAGAAUCUUCCGCACAACUUUCCAUGUUGUUACCUCACGAGGUGGUUCAUACGAUGUGUCGCUGGAACCUGGAGUCCAUUGACACGUUCACAUCGAUGGAACACUUGAGGCCCGAGCUGGCAAAAAAGAUGGAGGAAAUCCGCUCGUUCUUGCAAUCGUCCGCUCCGAGCAGACCGCUGGUGGCUUUGGGCUUGUGGGCAGACGGGGUACCCAUCAAGGGGGAUAGAUCCGAGUCGUUGGAAAUGAUAACAUUGUCAUUCCCAGGACUCGGCCACCGACAAACCAUCCGCAUUCCGAUCACCGCGAUGAACAAGAAAUUUUUCCUCAAGGGUGGGAAGACUUGGGACGCUCUGUUCAAGGUGAUUUCUUGGUCAUGCCAUUCAUUGCUAUCUGGUUUUUUUCCGUCGCACCGCUGGGAUGGCUUGCUCUUGCAAGGCAAGAGGGCCAACUUGGCGGGCCGUCCGCUGCAUGCUGGAGGAGCACUGUUGGAAAUCAGAGGCGAUUGGGCUAUGUUGAAAGCUUCCUUUCGAAUGCCAUCCUGGAAUGCCAAGAGAAAUUGCUGCUUUGUCUGCAAGGCUACACCGGAAACAAUGAGAGAUCUGGGUCCCAAUGCACCAUGGAGGACCAAGCUGUGGAACCACGCCGAGCUGCUGACAGAGAUGCUCGAGGUGCACAACAGUUAUUCGCCGAUCUUCGAAGCACCGUUCGUGGAUAUCCACAGCUUUUGCAUCGACUGGCUGCACUGUUGCGAUCUUGGUGUGUGCCAAGACUACUUGGGGAAUGCCAUGUGGUUGAUCUCUACGAAACUUCCGGGAGCCAAUAUCGAGGAGCGAACUCGCGGCCUUUUCGAUGAUAUACGGCAGCACUAUGCUACAAGUGGAUGCGAGAACCAGCUCGGGGCGCUUACGCCCUUGAUGAUUCGCAAAGCCGCUUCAAAAUCGCCGAAGCUGAGAUCGAAAGCAGGAGAAGCGAGAUCCCUCGUGGAUUGGGUGGCAUGCUAUCAGAACCUCCCUGGAGAGAGCUUCGAUGCCGAUGAUCUAGCUUUCCAUUGCAAGCAAUUUCUGCAAUUGUACAUGGCACUGGAGAAUGCUGUGCAGCCAGAUGCACGCUGGCGAUAUAAGCCGAAAUUUCAUCUCUGGCUUCACGUCUGCGAAAUGGCGAAAGCCUCUCCGACGUACUGGUGGACUUACCGGGAUGAGAGCUUCGGUGGGAC
Molecule: messenger RNA, 1499 nt
Organism: Symbiodinium sp. CCMP2456
Lineage: Eukaryota; Dinophyceae; Suessiales; Symbiodiniaceae
Source: the annotation of a GenBank genome assembly